AUGGCAUCUGAUGAUGAAAAUCUUCAAAGAGAUUUGGGUAUGCCUGAAGUUGCUAAAGAAGGUCAAACCACUCUUGAAGAAAUUACUCUUGAAGGUGUUCCAACAUUAAGAAAUAUAAUCUCAGAUGUAUUAAUGGAUGUUUUAUUGUAUAUGACGCCUAAAUAUCGUGAAGUGAUGAUAAGUACAGUUACAAGGGAAGCAAAUCGAGUAUAUAACUUGUUUAUUGAACGAAAUCCUAAAUUCAUUGAAAAUGGGGGGAAAGUAUCAAUAUAUGGACAUUCACUUGGUUCCGUAUUAGCAUUUGAUGUACUUUGUCAUCAACCACCAAUUAUGCCUUCAUCAGCAUUUAGUAUAUUUAGUGAAAUACCCAAUUCAGCUGAUGUGGCUCGUGUUAAUCACGAUUCUGUAAAAUUAUGUUUCAAAGUACAAAAUUUCUUUGCAGUUGGUUCUCCAAUUGGAUUGUUUUUAUUGUUAAAAGGUCUUAAAAUUUCAUCAAGAAAAGAUCGAUUAACAAAAAAGUUGGAUCAAAAUGCCUCGAAUUUGCAACUAAGCAUGGACACAUCUUCAUCAAGUGAAAUUCCGUUAUGUCAUCCUGCAGUAAGUGAAAUUAUUACUAUAGUAUUAAAACCCCUUGUCGCAAGACAUUAUGGUGCUAGUUUAAAACCUGCUCUUAUUCCUUAUCAUAAAGGUGGACUUAAAGCUGUUCAUCUUGGAAUUCAAGAAUUUGGAAAUGAUCUUGCUAGCAAAGCUACAAGUAUUUUUUCUACUGUGAAGACAUCAUUAAUGUUUACCAGAGGACUUCAGGCCAUGCUUCCACAAGGAUCAACUUCAUCUCAUAAACGUUCAUCAUCAGUUCCAGUUCCUCCUCCUUCACUAUCUUCUUCACCUUCAUAUAUAGGAACGGAUAAAAUAAAUGAUAUUAGUGGUUCAACUCAAUUAACUCAAACAAUGACAAAAUAUGAUCCUGUAAGUGCAGCAAAACUCGAGAACUUAAAUUCCUCCGGAAGGAUUGACUAUGUUUUGCAGGAAGGUCUUCUAGAUCUUGGUUAUUUAAAUGCCAUCACAGUUCAUCUUAGUUAUUGGUCUGAUUUAGAUGCAAAAUUUCAUAAGAAAUAUUGA
Messenger RNA from Diversispora eburnea, 1119 nucleotides. The record is from the annotation of a GenBank genome assembly. Lineage: Eukaryota; Fungi; Glomeromycota; Glomeromycetes; Diversisporales; Diversisporaceae.